UUAUUUAUUUAUAAAAACAAAAGCGAACGCAGUUGCAUUUUGUGGACUUUAUAACGACGCAGUAAAAUGGGUGAAAACUUAAAAGAGGAAGGUUACAGCAUGGAGCAAGAUCAAGAGGUUGGCGGCAAAAACUAUUCACGCUGCAGUAGCGCAGGCAGCACCCACACACCAAACUCUUCAGCUCAUAACUCUGAUGAUGACGACGAUAGCGGCGAUGCGCGACACUCGGCUGCCAACUCAAAUUCCACACUCAACUUGAGCUACAAGGAGCGCAGGCGUUCAGCACACACACAAGCAGAACAGAAGAGACGGGAUGCGAUUAAGAAGGGCUAUGAUAGUCUACAAGAAUUAGUGCCACGUUGCCAGCCAAACGACUCAUCCGGUUACAAGCUCAGCAAAGCGCUGAUAUUGCAAAAAUCCAUCGAAUACAUUGGCUAUUUGAAUCAGCAAAAACUGAAACAGGAGGAUGAGGGCGCGGCGCUGCAGAAAGAGGUAACUGCGUUGCGAAUAAUACAAAGUGGGUAUGAGACAAUGUUGCAGCACCAGCAAGCCAACCCGGGACCCAAGGAAGCACGCCUCACAGACGAGGCCAAAUUUCAAGUGUUUCAGGCUAUAAUGGAGGAAAUGUUUGAGACCUUUCAGCAUAUACCAAUGGACAAUUUCAAGCAGCUGACCAGUGGCAUUAUACCGUGGCUAGAAGAGCACUGCAAGCCACAUAUUCUGCGUAAUAUACUGAGCCGCACACUUCAGCAAAUGGCACAAGAGGCACAGGAGAAGCAGCAGCUGCAGCAGGCUAUGGAGCAGGAGCCAGGAGAGAGUUUCAGUUGAUACACUGCAAUAAUUGUUGUAAAAUGCCUUCAUUUUUUCAUUAAGUACAAAUAGUAAAUGCGUCGUUUAGUUGUUGUUAAA
Messenger RNA from Drosophila busckii, 909 nucleotides. It is a transcript of the gene bigmax, whose product is annotated as max-like protein X. Gene Ontology annotation, biological process: regulation of transcription by RNA polymerase II. Bases 67 to 828 code for a protein of 253 amino acids. Gene Ontology annotation, cellular component: nucleus. The record is from RefSeq and is a predicted model, not a curated record. The transcript is spliced from 3 exons. Gene Ontology annotation, molecular function: DNA-binding transcription factor activity, RNA polymerase II-specific; protein dimerization activity; RNA polymerase II cis-regulatory region sequence-specific DNA binding. Lineage: Eukaryota; Metazoa; Arthropoda; Insecta; Diptera; Drosophilidae.